AUGGGGCAUCGCCGGUUUCUACCUCCAGAUCACGAGUUUGUUUUUGAUGCCGAGUCAUUUGAUGGGUCUGAAGAACACAGAGCAGCACCUAUUGCUUAUGCACAAUCUGCAGUUCUUGACAAUAUAAAAUCAAUUAAGGACUUUGAGAAAUCCAAAACCUGGAAGUGUGUCAGCGGCCUAUUCUCUUUGCCUUAUUGGGACUCCAAUUUACUCCGCCACAAUCUUGAUAUCAUGCAUAUUGAGAAGAAUGUAUGUGAGAAUAUAUAUAGGACACUUCUGGGCAUAGAUGGCAAGUCUAAGGAUAAUUUCAAAGCACGCCUGGACCUACAAGAAAUGAACAUUAGGAAAGAGCUGCAUCCACAAAAAAAGCCUAAUGAUAAGUAUUAUUUGCCUGCUGCUUCUUAUACCAUGUCUAAAAAGGAGAAGCAACAAUUUUGCAAAGUUCUUCAUGAUUUAAAGGUUCCAGAUGGAGAAGUAAGUGCAAAAGUUCUUUACAUUGAAGAUCUUGAGAAGUUGGAGGAGAGAAUCAUAAUGACGUUAUGUCGUAUGGAGAUGAUAUUCCCGCCAGGAUUUUUUACUGUUAUGAUGCAUUUGGUUACUCAUCUAGCCACAGAGGCAAAAAUAGGUGGUCCAGUGUGCUACCGUUCAAUGUGGUUUGUUGAAAGGUAUCUAGGUAAACUCAAGUCAAAUGUCCGUAACAGAGCUCAUCCAGCAGGAUCUAUAUGCGAAGCACAUUUGGCAGAUGAGGCCAUGGUGUUCUGUUCAAAAGCCCAUGCUGAUGAGGUCACCAGUAAGCGCAGAGUAAACCCAAAUACUCUCGAGAAGAUCCAAAAUGAGACAUUCCACGAGUGGUUCAAAGCUCAUAUAAAGAGUUUGGAGGAGAAAAAUGGCAUCGAUAGUGUUGAAAAUGAUAUUAGAUGGCUAGCUCGGGGUCCAGUUUCUGCAGCAAAAAGAUAUCGUGGUUUCAUCUCUCGAGGCUUCCGUUUUAGGCCCAAGCGCUUGGAUAAAGUGACACAGGACAGUGGAGUUAUGCUAACUGCAAAAACAUCUAGUUAUGCUGCAGCAGGAGAUGCAACUCCAGUUCUAGAUGAUGUGACGUACUAUGGGAGGGUAAUUGACAUCAUCGAGCUGAACUACUCCGGACAAUUUUCAAUGGUGCUGUUUGAAUGUGAAUGGGUUGAUGUAUUUUCUGAAGAAGGAAUGAAAAAAGACAAGUACGGCUACACACUUGUGAACUUCUCACAUCUGAUACACAAAGGACAAAAGAUUGAGCAUGAGCCUUUUAUUUUCCCUAACCAGGUAGAUCAAGUGUUCUAUGUGGAAGAUGAAAUGAACCCAGGUUGGUCUAUGGUAGUGAAGCAACCCAAACCUAGAGAUUCAUAUGACACUGGUGACCUUGAAUCGGCAGCGGACAUAGAAUCCGAGUCAUUCCAUGUUUCCCACCUUGGGGGGAUGUUAAAAAAGAAAACAAAUGACCAACAUUGGGUUAGAACAAACAUCGAGGGAACAUUAGUGGAUUCUAAUAACAAUGCUCCAACCAACGAAGAAUAG
Messenger RNA from Brachypodium distachyon (stiff brome), 1551 nucleotides. RefSeq lists its product as uncharacterized. Bases 1 to 1551 code for a protein of 516 amino acids. NCBI's taxonomy places the organism in Eukaryota, Viridiplantae, Streptophyta, Magnoliopsida, Poales, Poaceae. The transcript has 5 exons. The record is from RefSeq and is a predicted model, not a curated record.